Molecule: messenger RNA, 2365 nt
Organism: Pantherophis guttatus
Lineage: Eukaryota; Metazoa; Chordata; Lepidosauria; Squamata; Colubridae
Gene: EPHX4
Product: epoxide hydrolase 4
Molecular function (GO): catalytic activity
Source: RefSeq, a predicted model, not a curated record
UCGCAGAGCGCGGCCGUGGCACCCGACGCCAAAACUUACUGACUUGUCACCGUAACCAACGAAUUACGCCUCGUCUGACGGGGAGUCUCGCUCUAACUCUGGUUUGUUUGUUUGUUUUUAAUGCCCCCCGGAGUGGGCUCUUGCCUAUUCUUGAUGGCAUUCCCGAAUUGUAACGUAAGAACGCAGAUUGGCGCUUUCUGUGGGCGCACCGUGGAAUGAGAGCGGAGAGGGGAUCGGCGCGUCCGAAGAGUUUCGCGUUUCUGGGGAUCGGGUGCUCGCUUCACUCCCCAUCGAUCAAGGUGACCACGGCGGCGCGACCCGAGCGUUUCCCCCGGAGGCUUGCUCGUUAAAUGCGGCUGCCGUGUGUUCCUCCGGUGUCUUUUCCCCGGGCCCCCUUUUCCUGCCGGUUUGCAUGAUCUGCUGCGCGCCUCCGUCGCGAUGCUGCUGUUGAUUUCGGCUUCCUCCGCGCUGUCCUCUCGCUGGCGGAGCCCAUCUUGAGUUCACGGGAGGGGGAGUGAAGGCGCAUCGCCCCCAUCGCCGCCGCCUUUGCUGCUGCUGCUGGUGGUGGAAGAGGACGAGAACGAAGGAUCUUGCGCGCCCCGGCUUCUCCCCUGGCUGUGCACCUUCGCCAGGCUCAUGGUGAGGAUCAAGGCGGUGCUCUUCUGGGCUCUGGUGCACAGCUACUGUGGUCUCUGCGCCUGCAUUGAGCUGCUGAAACUUUUGUGGAGCCUGGGCACCAGGCCAGGCAAGACCUUCCAGUGGCUGAUCCGAGAGAACCCGCCGGGAUGCCUCAGUGACCCUUCCUUGGGCACUCACUGCUAUGUCCGGAUCAAGGAUUCUGGGCUGAGAUUCCACUAUGUAGCUGCUGGAGAGAGGGGUAAACCUCUUAUGCUGCUUCUUCAUGGCUUUCCAGAAUUCUGGUACUCUUGGCGACAUCAAAUGCGUGAAUUUAAGAGUGAAUAUCGAGUUGUGGCCUUGGAUUUGAGAGGUUAUGGAGAAACAGAUGCUCCCGCCCACCGAGAGAAUUACAAGCUGGAUUGUCUGAUUACAGAUAUAAAGGAUAUCUUGGAGUGUCUUGGAUACAGCAAGUGUGUGCUGAUUGGUCACGACUGGGGUGGAAUGAUUGCUUGGCUAGUUGCUAUUUGUUAUCCAGAAAUGGUGACAAAGCUUAUUGUUGUGAAUUUUCCGCAUCCCUCCGUUUUUACAGAAUACAUUGUGCAACAUCCAUCACAGAUGAUUAAAUCGGCCAACUACUAUUUCUUCCAAAUGCCAUGGUUUCCAGAACUUAUAUUUUCAAUAAAUGAUUUUAAGGUGUUGAAAAACAUCUUUACCAGCCAUUCUAGUAGAAUUGGAAAGAAAAGCUGUGGGUUAACAACAGAAGACAUUGAAGCUUAUCUUUAUGUAUUUUCCCAACCAGGAGCACUAACUGGUCCAAUUAAUCACUAUCGAAAUCUUUUCAGUUGUCUGCCGCUGCAGCAUCAUGAAGUCACCAUGCCUACUCUACUGGUAUGGGGAGAAAAAGAUCCUUUUAUGGAAGUUGAGAUGGCAGAAAUCACAAGAAUUUAUGUAAAAAAUCAAUUUCGACUUACUGUUCUGUCUGAAGCCAGCCAUUGGCUCCAAGAAGAUCAGCCUGACAUUGUGAACAAGUUGAUAUGGACUUUUCUAAAAGAAGAGUCAAGAAAAAGAGAGUAACUCUUUUGACAGCACAACUGAAAUAUUAAAAGAUCAAAGUUCAGUGUAAGCAGGGUCACAUUAAUGGCAAAAUGUUAGAUUGAACUAUGCUAGAGAAGAUAUUUUCAAUGUACUGUAUAUAUUGAUGCCAAUAUUCUUACCAGGGUGGUGUAAGACUAUGUAAUAUUAAUGUUGGUUUUACCUGUAUUGUGUAUUUUGCACAUGGAACACUUGCCUUAAAAUGUUUGUGCUUGUACAGUAAGGAACUCAUAGAAAGUUGCUUAGUUUUGGUUACUUACUUGCUUUAAGAUGUGUGGUGCCUUUUAUGAAUUUAUAAUUAUCUCAGUGCAGGGGUACCAGUUGUAAAAGAAACAAUUAUUGGUAAACUGAUCAAUUUUCAUUCUACUGGUUGGAAUUUUUUAAACUAUAUUUUUAUCAUUAAAAAUGUUAAUAGAUCUUUUGAUCUACAGUAUAUAUAAUUUUAGAAAUCUAAAAAUGUUUGGGCACACCGGAAAUCAAUCAGAUAUAAUCAUUAAAAACUUGAUUGCUUCUUGUGCAGUGGUAUAAAUUUAAAAAAAAAUAGGAUGUGUGCACACAGUAUUUUAAAAACUAAAAUAGAAAAUGAAGAACCACAAUCAUGACUUGUAUAUUCUACUCUCGUUCUAAUAAACCGCAACUGGCAUUGUGCCCUGUA